Messenger RNA from Blepharisma stoltei, 1215 nucleotides. NCBI's taxonomy places the organism in Eukaryota, Ciliophora, Heterotrichea, Heterotrichida, Blepharismidae. The record is from the annotation of a GenBank genome assembly.
AUGGAUAUUCUGUCAUUAACCCGCAAAUCAAUCGAUACUGCAUCUGCUGCUCAAGGACGAAUCCAACAGAAAUACACAGAAAGAAUGAGAAGAACCUAUAUGAUUCUUCAAAAGUACAAUUCUUAUUUAGCAGACGAAGUUUUUAAUCAGAAAAAGAAGAAAAAGGACAUCUACACUCGGAGUGCUAUAAAAAUUCAAAGCUUAUAUAGAGGAUUCAGAGAUAGAAAAAUUUAUAAAGAUAAGCUGUAUGAGAAAUACUGAGAAGAAACUGAAAAAUCAAGGGCUAAGGAAUUGAAAAUGAUGGAAGAGGAAUUAAUUAUCAUGGAAAAUUAUGAGCUCGAAGAGCAAAUCAAGGAAAAGAAAUUCUUGGAAAAACAAAAAGAACUUGAAAAAAACUGGGCUGCAACUGUUAUUCAAAGAACGUGACGAAAAAAUAAAGGGCUGAUAUAUCAAAACAGCCAGUUUUCAAGUAUUCAAAUAGAGAGUGAAGAGAUUUUUACUCCUCCAAAAUCUCCUCAACAGCAGCAACCAAAAAAACAAUUAUUCCUUGAUAAGAAGCCAGAGCCACUAAACUCAUCUGGAACAAUUGAACUUCCAUGACUCCAACUUCUCAGUCCUCAUAUCCAAAAAAUCGCAAUAGCUGAGUUUAAAAUUGAGCCCGAUGAGGAAGAAGACAUAACACCUGAUAUUUUUCUUAAGCAGCACCUUCUUACUCCAGAUACGAAUUCUCUAGAAAACUCAUCAGAAGAAUCUCUAAUUCAAAACUCAAUGCUAAAAAUCAAUUUAGAAAUAGGUAAUUAUGAAAUAACUUUCAAUGAUGAAGAAAACUCAUCUUCAAGGCUUGAAUUCACAAAUACAGGGAAUUUGCAUAAUGAAUUAUUUUCGAUGACUCAGUACCAUGAAAAAAAUCCUCAUUUUUUGAGUCCUUUAGAUGAUGAUAAAAUCGCAAGAUAUUCUCCAUCAAUUUAUGAAGAUGCUAUGAUGACUGAAGGGCUGCCCAUGGUAAUUGAAAAUAUAAGAGAAGCUAUUGCAUUCCCCAGGAGCAAAUUAUUAAAGAGAAUUUCUGAUUUAGAAGAAGCAAUUAAGAGUAAUGAAUAAAUAGAUUGCAAAAAAAUCCUAAAAAGAGAAUCAAGGCUCCAAGAUGAAAUGAAAGAAAAAGUGCAGUUCAGUAAAGAUCUAGUUGAUUACUUAAACAGGAUUGUCAGCAAGAAUUAA